AUGCUCUUAAUUCUGAAGAUCAUUUUGGAGAUUCCCUUCGUUUCUCCUGUGUCCUAUUUCGUUGUCAGAAAAUACACACCCGAGAGACUUCUAACGGCAAGUUCCCAGACUACAGGCGCUGAAUCAAAAGCGUACAAUAUGGCAACUCCAGAUAUUUACGUGCAACCUGGCACUUCGGAUUCGUCUUACUCAAAGAUAGCCAGUCCACCGAGGGUGUUUCCUUCCCCAAGAGAAACCCAGACAUCCCUCAAAAGAUCGUUCGAAAAGUACCUUGCAGCAGAUAAUGGCUCCGCUGCUAUUGGGAAACUCUUCAGGCCCAUCGAUCAUUUGGCGUACGAGGAACCUAAAUACAUUCACACUAUGGAAGAUUUGGGCUUCUCUGCAAAUAGCGGUGUAUCACCUGUUGCCGUUUCAGAUCCAUUCCCUUUGUUCAGCGAAGAGGCCAUCGACAUCAUGAGGAAGGAGGUACUCGAUCCUGAAGUCUUGGAAAAGUACAGCUUCACAUCCGACAUUGCACCUAGGCAAAUUCGCGGCUAUGCUCCUAAACACGGAAAGUUCAUCUUCGAGGCAUGGAAGCACCCUGAAACCCUCGCUAUCAUUUCGAAGAUCGCAGGUCUGGACCUUGUUCCCGUUAUGGAUUAUGAGAUCGGCCAUGUCAACUUGUCAAUUCCAGGAAAUAAGGAGGAACACAAGGACCUGAAAGAUGAUGAUCAAGGAGGAGCUAUCGUCGGCUGGCACAGAGAUAGCUACCCUUUCGUUUGUGUGUUAAUGAUGAGCGACACAACCGGAAUGGUGGGUGGCGAGACAGCUCUGAGAACUGGUUUUGGGGAUAUCAAGAAAGUCCGAGGUCCAACUAAGGGAUGCGCAGUUGUUCUUCAAGGAAGAUACAUCGACCACCAAGCACUCUCGGCAUUUGGUGGACAAGAGCGUAUCAGCAUGGUCACUUCCUUCAGGCCUAGCUCUAUCAGGAUCCCCGAUGAUACAGUGUUGAACACCGUCCGACCUAUUUCCAAUCUCUCAGACCUUUACGGCCAGGCGGUUGAGUACAACCUUGAGAAUGCCGAGUCACGUAUCCGUCACAUGCUCAAGAACGUACGCGAUUCCAUGAAAGCUGGAGCGACGGAUGUCCGUACGAUUAAGUCAUUCCUGGAAUUCGAGAUUAAGACCCUUACCCAUCUCAACGAGGAGAUCGUUGACGAGUCUCUGGUUAAGAAAGGUUUAUUAGCAGAAGUGUGCGAAGAAGCAGCUAAGGAUAAGCGUCAAAAGCUCUGA
Messenger RNA from Cadophora gregata, 1272 nucleotides. RefSeq lists its product as uncharacterized. The record is from RefSeq and is a predicted model, not a curated record. Lineage: Eukaryota; Fungi; Ascomycota; Leotiomycetes; Helotiales; Ploettnerulaceae. The transcript has 3 exons. The coding region runs from base 1 to 1272 and encodes 423 amino acids.